CCUGGAAAUAGACCUAAUGUGACUCUUUCCUUUCAUUGAUGGCGUCCUCGUAUUUCUCUCAUUGUUCAUGUCAGGCACACUGAUGGUGAUCUCCCUCCUGUCCAUUGUGUACGGAGCCCUGCGCUGCAACAUCCUGGCCAUUAAGAUCAAAUAUGACGACUAUGAAGUGGACAUCCGGCCGAUGGCGUAUCUGUGCAUCUUCCUGUGGAGGAGCUUCGAGAUCGCCACCCGUGUGGUGGUGCUGGUGCUGUUCAGCUCCGUGCUGCAGCUCUGGGUCCUGCCUGUGGUUCUGCUGAAUUUCCUUGUUUUCUUCCUCUACCCCUGGAUCCUGUUCUGGCAGAGUCACUCGCCGUUCCCAGAGAAUAUAGAAAAGACUCUGACCAGGGUGGGAACCACCAUCGUGCUUUGCUUGCUCACCUUCCUCUACGCCGGCAUCAACAUGUUCUGCUGGUCGGCCGUGCAGGUGAAACUCAACGACCCAGACCUCAUCAAUAAGUCCCAGAACUGGUAUCGCAUGGCCGUGUACUACAUGCUGCGCUUUGUGGAGAACGCCUCCCUGCUUCUGCUGUGGUACAUCUACAAAACAGACUUCUACAAGUUCAUCUGUGCGCCGCUGCUGGUGCUGCAGCUGCUGGUCGCCUACGCCAUAGCCAUCUUCUUCAUGCUGGUCUUCUACCAGUUCUGUCAUCCGUGUCGGAGGCUCUUCUCCUCCAACAUGACCCAGGGCCUGUGGGACUGCUCCUCGCUUCUGUGUCUCAUGUGCAACUCCACUUCACCGCAGAACAGGCCGAUGGGAAAGGCCGUCUUGGAGCCGCCGAGAACCUCCACAUGCAAAGAGCCGGCCGAUGAUGGAGCCCAUGACUCAGCCAGUGAGCCCACAGACGACGCCCCUAACGACACGACGUACGACAUGCUCGACGACACAGUCUAUGACAUUCCCAAUGAAAUGGGCAGUAAUGUAGGAGUCGGAAUCAACGGCAACCUCAGCCACAGUGUCACCUGCAACGCUUAGAGCAUCCCAAUGUGUACGGUGCCAUUCAGAGGAUCCACUCUGACAGUUAUCAUACCCUCAGUUACCUUUUAAGUGCCACAUGGAUCCGCCUGUGAGUUGAGUUUACAUUUUAAAUCCUUCAAACUUAAUCUCACACAUCCCAACUGUGUUUUCUACCAUAGUCUGACACUUCUACAUGAAGCAAAUACGUCCUUAACUUGAGAUCUGUCCUGGCUGCAAACAUGCUUCGUGUUAACCUGUAUAAAAGCACUACAGAAGUGGUGCUCACUACUCAUCACCCAACAUCCUGACCCGUCAUCCUGCAAAUAAAAACCCAUGGAUGCCAUUAUUUUUUGUAAAUUUGGAAACUAUAUGUGCUGCAUUACUGAUCACAAGGAGCCAUACAUUUGAAUUGAUUGUAUUUAGUCUUUGGCAUGGAGGUGUGCAUGUGUGGAGCCUCUGAUGAGGUGUCUCCAGGGGGGAGAGGGUCUGUUUGAUCAGUUGUAUUUCUCUGGACCUCCUGCUAGUCUAUGCGGCUGCAAGCAAUCAGCUUUUUUACUCCUUGAUAAGAGCUUUAUCAGAAACACAUGCUGCUUCCUCUGUAUUUGUGCUUGUCACUGAGACGAGAACCUCCACACAUUGUCGUUAAAGAGCCUGUGUAAUCACCAAACACGUUACUGUGAACGCACGCACAUCUCUGAGUAUAAUGUUUUUUGCACGUUUACAAUAAAAAUGAUUUAAGUGGCUUAGAUUCAACCGCUGAGCAGCAAAUGCUGUUGUGAUGUGAAAUGCUUGUUAAAAUGUAUUUGCAUUUUUUUUUAAUUCAUGCUAUAGUCGCAUCUAUCGUCAGUUACACAUUUACAGUGCACAAAUCUGUAACAAAAUAUAUUUUCUUUUUUUCCACCUUUAUGUAUAAUUGUGUGUGUGAGAGAAUGUCAGUGUUGUUUGACUUGGCACGCCUUUUUUCAAUGUAUCUGCAGAGGAACGACGACCUCGCCAAUCACACGAAUGCUCCUGGUAUUUGUACAAAUAAGAACAAGCCAAAAAGAUAAAUAACUUGAGUGACACAUGAAAUAUUCUCAUACAUUAACAAGACACAAGGCAUUUUAAAAGAUGAUAC
Messenger RNA from Paralichthys olivaceus (Japanese flounder), 2111 nucleotides. NCBI's taxonomy places the organism in Eukaryota, Metazoa, Chordata, Actinopteri, Pleuronectiformes, Paralichthyidae. The record is from RefSeq and is a predicted model, not a curated record.